This is a messenger RNA of Pistacia vera, 1455 nucleotides long. Its product is annotated as tryptophan--tRNA ligase, cytoplasmic. The record is from RefSeq and is a predicted model, not a curated record. The transcript is spliced from 12 exons. Gene Ontology annotation, cellular component: cytoplasm. Gene Ontology annotation, molecular function: tryptophan-tRNA ligase activity; ATP binding. Lineage: Eukaryota; Viridiplantae; Streptophyta; Magnoliopsida; Sapindales; Anacardiaceae. Gene Ontology annotation, biological process: tryptophanyl-tRNA aminoacylation.
AAAGCAAUUCACUAUCCAAUUUCCAUGGACAAGAAUGAAGAAAAAACUCAAGUAGAAGAACAAGAGCAAGAUCAAGUAGUGAACCCAUGGCAGGUCUCUUCAAAAGGCAAAAUUGAUUACGACAAACUCAUCGACCAAUUCGGCUGCCAAAGGCUCGACAUCUCCCUCAUCGACAGAGUCCAACGCCUCAUCGGCCGCCCGUCCCACGUGUUUCUGCGCCGUGGUUUUUUUUUUGCCCACCGGGAUUUUGGUGAGAUACUGGACGCGUAUGAGAGAGGAGAGAAUUUUUAUUUGUAUACGGGACGUGGGCCAUCAUCUGAAGCUUUGCAUUUGGGGCAUUUAGUUCCGUUUAUGUUUACUAAAUAUUUGUAAGAUGCCUUUAAAGUUCCUCUUGUUAUACAACUUACGGAUGAUGAACAGUGCAUGUGGAAAAAUCUUUCUAUUUAGGAGAGCCAGAGACUUGCCCGGGAGAAUGCAAAAGACAUUAUUGCUUGUGGUUUUGACAUAACAAAAACCUUCAUCUUCUCAGAUUUUGAUUAUGUUGGUGGUGCCUUCUACAAAAACAUGGUGAAGGUUGCCAAGUUUGUCACGUAUAAUAAAGUUGUUGGCAUAUUUGGUUUCACUGGUGAAGAUCAUAUUGGAAAAGUUAGUUUUCCGCCUGUGCAGGCAGUUCCAUCGUUUCCCAGUUCUUUCCCACACCUUUUUUCGGGCAAAGAUCACCUUUGUUGCUUAAUUCCUUGUGUCAUUGACCAGGAUCCUUACUUCAGAAUUACAUGAGAUGUUGCUCCCCGGAUAGGAUAUCACAAGCCAGCGUUGAUCGAAUCAUUGUUCUUCCUUGCCUUGCAGGGGGAAACAGGAAAGAUGUCAGCUACUGAUGCUAGUUCUGCAAUUUAUGUGACUGAUUCUGGGAAGAUAAUUAAGGAUAAGGUAAACAAGUAUGCAUUCUCUGGUGGUCGAGAAACUAUUGAGCUACAUUGAAAGCUUGGGGCAAAUCUUGAGGUUGAUAUACCAGUUAAAUACCUAAGCUUUUUCCUAGAUGAUGAUGCAGAACUCGAACGCAUAAAAACGGAAUAUGGUGCGGGUCGCAUGCUAACUGGGGAAGUUAAGCAAAUCCUUACUAGAGUUUUAACUGAAAUGGUUGAAAGACAUCAGAGGGCUCGGGCUGCAGUGACUGAUGAGAUGGUCGAUGCAUUCAUGGCGGUGAGACCCCUUCCCGAUAUGUUCAACUAGAGUUGAUAUGAUGAACUUUGCUAGCUCUCAAUGAAGCCCAUUGCGCAAGAAUAUUUAUUUGGGUCUUUGUGCUCAUACAUAUUCCAUUCAUCUCUCAACUUGAAGCAUGCUUGAAAGGAGUCUAAUUGCUGCAAUAUUGUUCUUUUCUUUUUUGUUUUCUUUUCCAUUUAGGAUACUUGUCAACUUAAAAAUUAUAGAAUCAAUGAAGAGAAGCUUUCAGGAAAA